This is a messenger RNA of Fusarium odoratissimum NRRL 54006, 1941 nucleotides long. RefSeq lists its product as uncharacterized. The transcript is spliced from 5 exons. NCBI's taxonomy places the organism in Eukaryota, Fungi, Ascomycota, Sordariomycetes, Hypocreales, Nectriaceae. The record is from RefSeq and is a predicted model, not a curated record. The coding region runs from base 68 to 1819 and encodes 583 amino acids. Gene Ontology annotation, biological process: regulation of synaptonemal complex assembly; meiotic cell cycle.
GAUACGGUCGCUAGAUCUGUCGGACGCUGGGCUCGACUUUCUUCUACAUGGUAUCAGCGAACUGCGAAUGAGAGGUCCACGUUUGGCGAUAGGUCUCAUGGAUGAGUUAUUACUCAGGAAACUUAUGCCUUCCCGUAACAUGGAUUGGAUAGGCAAAGCCAUUGUCCGGCGAGUUUGGAUUGGCACGAUGGAAGCAGAUGCGUCUGUGAGCGUAGCAGAUUUAAUCCAGACCCUGGAUCAACUCGUUCAAGAAGCUGGUCAGUGUGAUGUUGAGGCCUCAACUGCUGCACUUUCUCUCAUUUGGAAGAAACUCGAUACUAGUUAUUCCAAAAAGCAGUACAAAGAAUCCCAGCUUUGGUGCCAGGCUGCGCUCCACUCUAUCUUUGCGAAUAGUGGCGAGGCAUGUCAGGGCAAGUUCAGCAGGAGGCUGGUGCUGUGCGCUACUUCUUGUAGUGAUUCAGAAGCUGCACUUUCUGCAUUUCACUCAAUGCCUAGAAGCAUCCAGGAUGAGCCGCUCACCAGAUACCUCAUGUUCAGGGUUUCUCUUCUGACCUGGGACCAUGACUUGGGUCGUCAAUGUGUCGAAUUCCUGGGCAAAUUUGCCGAGAAAUCUCAGUGUCGAGAUAUACUAUACGCAUGUACAAGAGAUGCACAGCACGUCGGCGAUAAGCUGAUGACCUUGGAAGCUUUGAAGGCGGUGGCCGAAACCUUUGAUGCUGAAGGCUCUUUGACUAUCAAUCUGCCAUCGAUUCUAAGGUGUACGAUCAGGCUUAUACACUCGCUUGAGUCGCAAGAGGGUAGCGAAGGAGACCGAAGUCCUGAACUUGCAGAAGAAACUUGCCGAAUUUUCGAAAGGGCUGGUGAGCACGCCAAAUUGGAACCAAAGGAUGAGCAAGGUUGCAGAGUCUUCACAGUAUCGGAGCUGCACUGGUUUCGAAAGAACGCAUACAACAUCGGUGUGACAAAGUGUCAUGUCUGGGGGCUGUGGUAUCUAAUCCGCAUUUUCCGUGCGUGUCUCGCAUUUGUGGAUUGUUACCCAUCCGAUCUUCCUUCGGAGGAUGAUACUGAUCUACGACUUAUGUCCGUCCGUUGUCACUUUGUCGUCGCAGCGGCACUUAUCUCCCAGGCUCGUACUGGGGACAAGGUAGAUGAACAGCUGCAGCAGUACCUUGAAACAAGACGGCACAUUUCAGAAUUCGACACCCUUUUUGACGCUCAUUUUCGAAACGAUUCCAAGUCUCAGGUAUAUCCCGACCUCCUGGCCAAGCUGUCAACGCUUUUUGUCUUUGACUUUGAGAGUGCCGUGUGCUUGAAGAGUUGGGACGAUCUUAGACAUAUCAUUAGGAAGGCUCGGAUUUGCAAAGAUGAGAUGAUGUAUAAGGCAAUGGGAGACUGCUUGUUAAGGAGUGAAGCUUCAGGAAACGUCGUAUAUGGAACCAUGCGGCUUAUAAUCAAUGAGAUAUUCUCACUGGAGCAAUUUGACAAUCAGCAACUCGCAAAGUACAUGCGAUGCAUGUUCCAAGCUAUUCUACCCCUGGACGACAACCUUGCUUUCCAGGUGGUGGAACAAGCAGCCCAAAUAGCACGCGAAGGAAGCCAAAUGCAGAAGCCUUUCCCUGCAGAGGACUUGGACUGGAUCAUCGCAACAACAUUUAAUCAUGCGAUUGAUAUCUUGGCGAGAGGUGAUGAGGAUCUAUGUCAGCAAUGGGCUAUGAAGGCCCUUGACAUGACCGAGUAUAUGGAUGAUAAUGGCGAUAUGCGAGAUAUGCUGCGUGAGAGAGUUGUCAAGUUGGACUUGAGCAAAGGGGCGCCUAGCUGAGUUCCGACAUAUUCUUGAUUCACAACGAUGUUCACGCACUUUUCUCUUCAAAUUGGUACCGGAAUAUAAAUGAAACGGUUUUGAUGGGAUAUUCAAGCUGAAACUUGUCUCGCACGUCUUGU